UUUCUGUCAUUACACCGGCAGGGAGCCUAUCCUGGCCUGGAUACAUGCUCCUGCCACCCCGGAGCCGCUCCAGAGCUCCAACCACACAAACCUUUCUCGGGCCCCGGGAGAGGCUCCAACGGACCCGCCGGAGCCCGGCUGGUUCUCCCCCUGCCCAACGUCACUUCCGCUCCAGAGGGAGUCAGGAACUACAGCUCCCAGCCUGCCCCGGGGCUGCUUCCUCCGUCUCCAGUCCUGGUAAGGGUGGGUUUCAGCCGCUGUUACUGCGCAUGCUUCAGACCAGACGCUGCGGCCUCCGUGGGCCGGUGACCUUCGAGGAGGUGGCUGGUAUUUCACCCCUCUACAGGGAUGUCAUGCAGGAGAACUAUGAGAAUGUGACCUCGCUGGCAGGUAAAACAAUGUUAUGUGAGAAAGAGAAGCAGAAUUCUCAGCAGAACAAUGUUGAGCACGUGGAUAAACACAGAGAAUUAUCACAAAGGUUGGAAAAGAAUGUGUCCAGGAGUCAUGAGCAGGGACAAUCAUGUGAGAUUCAGCACAGACCAGAAAGAGAGCAGGGAAACCAGCCAGGGGAGAAAGUGGGUAAAUGUAUUUCAUGUCGAGGAACUCAGAAAGACCUCAAGGAAACCACAACCCAGCAGGAAAUCCUCAUGGGAAAGAGAAAAAAUACAUGCACCGAGUGUGGAGAAAACGUAUGUGACUAUUCAGCCCUUACAAAGCAUCAGCAACUGCACACUGGAGAGAGGCCCUAUGAAUGCAGAGUGUGUGGGAAAAGCUUCACUCAGAGCUCACACCUUACUAGGCAUCAGACAAUCCACACAGGGGAGAGACCCUAUGAAUGCAGUGAGUGUGGGAAGGGCUUCAAUCACAGCUCAGCCCUUUCUGACCAUCAGAGAAUCCACACAGGAGAGAGGCCGUAUAAAUGCAGUGAGUGUGGGAAAAGCUUCGAUCACAGCUCAGCCCUUUCUCACCAUCAGAGAAUCCACACAGGGGAGAGGCCCUAUGAAUGCAGUGAGUGUGGGAAAACCUUCAAUCAAAGAUCAGGUCUUUUUCAACAUCAGACAAUCCACACAGGGAAGAGACCUUAUGAAUGCAGAGAGUGUGGGAAAAGCUUCACUCAGAGAUCACACCUUAUUAGGCAUCAGAGAAUCCACACAGGGGAGAGGCCCUAUGAAUGCAGUGAGUGUGGGAAAAGCUUCAAUCACAGCUCAGCCCUUUCUGACCAUCAGAGAAUCCACACAGGGGAGAGGCCCUAUGAAUGCAGUGAGUGUGGGAAAAGCUUUACUCAAAGAUCAGGUCUUUUUCAACAUCAGAGAAUCCACACAGGGGAGAGGCCCUAUGAAUGCAAGGAGUGUGGGAAAAGCUUCACUAACAGCUCAGCCCUUUCUGACCAUCUGGGAAUCCACACAGGGGAGAGGCCCUACGAAUGCCAUGAGUGUGGGAAAACCUUUGGUCGUAUCUUGUUCCUUUUUCAACAUCAGAGAAUCCACACAGGGGAGAGGCCCUAUGAAUGCAGUGAAUGUGGGAAACGCUUCAAUAGCAGCUCAACCCUUUCUAAACAUCAGAGAAUCCACACAGGGGAGAGGCCAUAUAAAUGCAGUGAGUGUGGGAAACACUUCCCUACCAGCUCAAGCCUUAUUAGGCAUCAGAGAAUCCACACAGGCAAGAGGACCUGUAAAUGCAGUUUGUGUGGGAAAACUUUCACUACCAGCUUAGCCCUUUCGGAACAUCAGAGAAUCCACACAGGAGAGGCCCUAUGAAUGCAGUGAGUGUGGGAAUACCUUCUGUUGGCACUCAGCCCAUGUUAGCCAUCAGAGACUCUGCAAGGGAGAUCAACACCACAAAAACCUCUAUAGCUUAUCCAUACUUUUUUUCUUUAAUACUUUUCCUGAUUCCCACAUACUAACUUUUAAAGCUGUUUGAACUGUUUGCUGCACCGUUAUCCCUCAACUUGUCCAGAUGAGUGACCGAUUUUUGCCUUUUGCCAUUUGACCUGUUUUGAGGUGGACUCAUUUGUCCUUUCUAUCAACUCCAGUAUCCCAUGACUACUUCAAGUAUGCCCUUCCUGUCUGGAAAGAGGGAGCAUCACAUUUAUACCAUUCCUUCUAUUGCAAAGUUAAUGUUAAAGUCAACAGUAAUACAGAUUGUAUCAUUUCCAGUUGAUCUCAUGUUGCUCUGGGUUGUGCUGAAGAGCAGUUAUAUUGGGAACUUUUCAAAUUAUAUUUAAAUGAAGAGGAGCAGGGGCAGGGGAAAAGGGGUCAUUUCAGCCUCUGUGACACUGGAAGGGGAUGGGGUGACUCAGAGAUUUCCUCCUUCCCCAUCACUACAGAACUGAUACCCUUUUUCUGAGCCAUGCAGAGUUUAUCUUCAUCACAUUCUGCCCAUCCACUUCUCAGUGUCCUGUGAGGAACAGUUCUCAGCUGUCUGUGGUUGGAGAUGAUGCUUUCACUCCUUUAAUCCUAAAUCAGAGUCAUUGUGACUGGCAAUAAAAGUGUCAAAGACCUGGAAGGGGAAUUCAAAUGGAUCCCAAAUACAGUGUGAUCAUUUGGAGUAAAAAUUGCAGGUUCCAUCUGUUGGUAAAGCCACUUCUGUCAAGGUGUCUGUCCCCCCCACCCCCCCGGCCCAAUUAUUUGGAUGCUAGGGUAGUAAAAAUGUUGUCAAUAACAUAACUGACUAUUGAGACAGUGCUGAGUGAAGCAGGUUUGAAUGAAUCAGAGGAGAAUGUGAUGGGAGAAUCUCUUGUCCCGAUUCUGAAUAAUCAGAGCAUAACCUGCUCCGGAAUUUGACUUGACACUUUCGUUGUCAUGUAUUCUAUCUCUCCUGAAGGCUGUUUCGUUACUCAAUUGGAUAUUAGUUCUGUUUGAUAGGAUGUAGCUCAGAUUUAUUGGAGAAUUUAAGACAAAUGACCAUUUACUAAACUCAUCAUUUUUCACUUCAGUUUUGCUUUUCCCCCAUCCCUCCAUGAUGACAUGGGGAAAGUUCAAGUGCAGUUCUGUCAACAGGAGCGAACUCUCCAAUAUACUGCACAUGCUAACAACGAAACAGUAGUGAUUUAAAAUCUCCACUCAGAAAAAGGGAACAGCAGCAGAACCCCAGCUAACUGGAGGAAGUGCAAAUGAUCAUAUGUAGUUCCGUUGUUGAAGACAGUAUUGUCUCAGAUGAUCUGGGGAGAGAAUUCCACAUUGGAUGAUUUUGAAGUAGGUAAAAUGUACAUGUAUUUGGUUCCUAAAGCAUUUGUAACCCAGGCCCUACAGAAGAUUUCUCCUAACUUACCCUAUAUUAUGGGAGAUGCUGCCCUUCAUGACACAGAUGUUGAGGAAAUAGAAGUGAGGGUUUAGUUGAAUUUAUCCUGUGUAGGUGCUAAAAAUGUGUAUAAAAUGAAAUCAGUGUUGUCAGUCUAAUAGUUGCAGAAAUCUUGCUAUUUUCUAAUAGAAUCUCCAGCUCUGGUAAGUAACAGAUUCUAAUCUAGCCCUGUAUCCAGUCCCUUGCCUGGACCUGUGCCACCAGAUUAAAGAAAAGCUGAGCAUGUUUUGGGAAGCCGUUCUUUUUUAAUACUGCUGAUAUUGUCGAGUGAUUUUGUAAAAGAUUCUACUGCAGAGAACUGUAAAUUUACCCGCACCAAGACCAAGGAUUUGGAAAGAAUUGGAGUUGAAAGAGAACUCACUCACUUCUUUGUUUCCACCCCAAUAAAGGAAGAUAUGGUGACCAAUGACCCAAUAGCUAGGAGAGGUGCUGGCCUUUCUAUUAUCGCAGAGUGUGACUGUAUAGCUCAGUGCAUCUGUGACAAAAGCUCAUUAGUGCCAAUUGGCAAAGGGCUCACUUAUUCACAGGCAACUCCUGUCUCAGAUCUUUCAGACUUGCCACACCUAAUACUGAUUUUAUUCUAUUUAUUCAGGAAGCAUAUCAGUGAGAUCUCUGCUGAAAAUAGCUUGUAAAUUAUUGAUACUCCUAUUCACUGUGAGAGAUGUGUAUGAGUCAUAUUGAAGGAGUAAUGCAAGUACGUGGUAAAAGAUGUCCAUCUGGUAUUGUAAUGAAAGUGAGUCACCCCAAUCAUUGGUCUUGGUGGGGAUGUCCCGUUCAUGUGGGAGGGAAUUGUCACAUGUCCCAUGUUAGCCAGUUAUGCGAUGUGUUGCUCAAUUGUCAACCUUUACACCAACCCAGAAAAGCCAAUGGAAAUCUAUCAAAGACAAACUAGCGACAUCGAAAUCCUGUGGAAGUGAAAGGACAAUAUGACAAUGAGUAGAUCGUCCUUUCUGUGCAUAAAGACAAAAGACUGAUUCAGUUUAUAAGAGGGUGGAGAAGAACACUCUGGGUCCAUUCACCAAGGAGAUCCCUCGUGGCCAGUGGUGCUUCAUGAAAAGCAGGGCCCUGGCUCCUAGGGACUAGUGACCACUGCAAUAUACUGAACUGUGAGGUGAGAAUCUACUGAGAUAGGAAAGGUAACCACUAAAAAGUGUAGGUUGUGUUUUGUUCUGUUUCAAUGUCCAUUUCUUUGUAAGUACUCAAGUGCUGUGUGUGAUACAGGAGCUGUCAUAAACAGAUGGUUAAGGGUUAAUGCCUCUUUUACCUGUAAAGGGUUAAAAAGUUCACCUAGCCUAGCUAACACCUGACCAGAGGAACCAAUGGAGGAACGAGAUGUUUCAAAUGGAAGGAGGGAACUUUUUCCUUUGUUUUAGAGUUUUCAGUUUUCAGCCGGAGUGAAAAAGAUCAAGGAACCAGCCUCUUAUCAGAGUAAUAAGUUUUAGAAAGGAAUAAAUAGGUUUAUGUUUAUUUCUUUGUAAUCUCUCUUAUGCAAAUUAAGGGAAUUAUCAAAAAUUGGAUAUUUGGGUAUUUUUUCUAAAUUUGUGCCCAGGGGAAUAUCCUCUGUGUUUUGAAUCUGUUGUCUGUGAGAGUAGCUGGUAUGCUAAUCUCUCCCAGAGGGUUUUUCUUUUACAUUUGUUUUCUGUAAUUAAAAGCCUUUUUCUUAA
Messenger RNA from Gopherus flavomarginatus (Mexican gopher tortoise), 4964 nucleotides. RefSeq names its product zinc finger protein 436-like. Gene Ontology annotation, molecular function: DNA-binding transcription repressor activity, RNA polymerase II-specific. Gene Ontology annotation, biological process: negative regulation of transcription by RNA polymerase II. Lineage: Eukaryota; Metazoa; Chordata; Testudines; Testudinidae. The transcript has 4 exons. The record is from RefSeq and is a predicted model, not a curated record. The coding region runs from base 45 to 1757 and encodes 570 amino acids.